Messenger RNA from Acanthochromis polyacanthus (spiny chromis), 8676 nucleotides. It is a transcript of the gene golga7bb, whose product is annotated as golgin A7 family, member Bb. Bases 131 to 607 code for a protein of 158 amino acids. The transcript has 5 exons. Gene Ontology annotation, biological process: protein targeting to membrane; peptidyl-L-cysteine S-palmitoylation. NCBI's taxonomy places the organism in Eukaryota, Metazoa, Chordata, Actinopteri, Pomacentridae. The record is from RefSeq and is a predicted model, not a curated record. Gene Ontology annotation, cellular component: palmitoyltransferase complex.
UCCCUCGUGUGCACGCGCGCUCCGGUCUCUCCCGUGCCAGUGCUCUGUAGUCGCGGUGUCCCAAACACAACACCGAGCAAACGGUUGUCGUUUUCCUCCCGGGACAGAUUCUGCACCUCCACGCUGCAAUAUGGCGACAGAGUUCCACAACCUUCAGGAGCUGCGGCACAGUGCGUCGCUGGUAACAAAGGUGUUUAUCCAGAGAGACUACAGCGAAGGAACCGUGUGCCGAUUCCAGACCAAGUUCCCUUCAGAGCUUGACAACAGGAUUGAGCGAACUUUGCUGGAGGAGACGGUGAAGACCCUGAACUCGUAUUAUGCGGAGGCUGAAAAAAUUGGAGGUCAGUCGUACCUGGAAGGAUGUCUGGCUUGUGCAACAGCUUACAUCAUCUUCCUCUGCAUGGAGACACGCUAUGAGAAGGUGCUGAGGAAGAUAUCAGGCUACAUCCAGGAGCAGAAUGAGAAGAUCUACGCUCCUAGAGGUCUGCUGAUCACAGACCCCAUAGAGAGAGGAAUGAGGGUUCUAGAGAUCAGCCUGUUUGAAGACCGGGGCUCGGGCGGCUCCAGUCCCAGCAGCAGCAUGUCGUCAGGCAGCAGCGCUCGGUGACUGGAGGGGCAGCGCCAGGCUUACGGAUACCACCACAGGGGCAGCGGAACACUUACCAACAUCCGCAUGCUGAAACAUGAGAGCACCAGAUUCUAGGAGAAGUGGAGAGAUUUUAAAAAAAAAAGGCGAGGAGGUGAUCCACAGCAUUCACACUCUCCCUGCUGGGGCCUACAAUGUACCACCUUGAGAAGAGGAGCUGGCUCACACCAACACACUGGAUACCUAACACAAUAAACACAAGUGCAACAGAACCCAUACAUCGGUUAUAGACACAUCCACAGCGUCUGUGAGGACUAUCCUUCACUCUCCAACAGCUUUCUGAGCCAAAACCAUCAUACUUUCCUUUCUUUUCUCCAUUAACCUUUCCGCUCAUUCCAUCACGUCUGUUUGCAUGAGUCACACUGUGUCCGCUUUGUAGCUGAUUCAGCUGAGGCUUACCCUUAAUUAGACUGGAUGUCGAUGCUUGAUUGUUUUCAGGAGGUCACUGUCACUGCUUAUCUGCUGAUCUACUGGCAGUGUAGUCUUAGAUCCGUGCAGCAGCUCUGAAAUCCGAACGGAGGAAAAACUACAAGCCUCCUGGGAGACCCAAUGUUCUCUGUUCUUCCUGAAUGACUGCACUUGUGUCAGGUGGUCGAGGUCGAGCCACUUUGAAUGCUGGCAAAUUGGAACCGCUGCGGGGCCACUUGUUUCUAUGCUCCGUUCACCUGCGUUUGGCUGCAAUAUCAGACGGCCAUCCGAGAGCACCUUGGAUUAUUUAUCCUUCUCAUUCACAGCAGCGGAUGCCAGUGAUCCACAUCACAGCUGUAAGGUCACACUCCUACUCACACAUGCUCCGCACACACUCACACAUAUGCAUACAAAUGCACAUGACCGUGCAGAUACACUGACACACACCUGUGGGUAGCGGCUAUGCAUUCCUGCGAACACACACACACAUUCUGGCAGACGGGGAGUCAGCAGAGCCAGACAAUAUUCUCUGUGGUCUCAGCUCAUUGGGAACACUAGCAAACCCCGUAUGGCCCUGUGAGGCCACGCUAGUCCGUGUAUCUGUUGUGUUGUGAGUAUGCAUGUGCCACCAGUCUAGUGUGAGAUGAAAGCUGGCGUCGUUUAGCACAAAAAUAAAUAAAUCGAGGAUCAGUGCCCUAAAUGAGACCAGAAAACACUCUGACAUAUUGGGUCCUGCAAAAAGAAGUGAAGAGCACUGCCUGUUAUCUUAAUAGAUGUUUAAUUUGUGAAACAUUAGAGGUGUUAAUGAUAAAUGUGUGUUUUUAUGUGAGUAUAGGUGUAUGCAGGAGAAUCGGUGCACACAGAGUUCAAUACCUACAUCUCUUUUAGUCUGUCUGCUAUAAAAAAAAAAACAGCGGUGAUAUAAAACACACAGCUGGAAUGUAUUGUAAAUGACAUGCAAACAUGUUGAUGCUGAAAAAGAUUUCAAAAUAGUUUAUUAUUAGUCUUUCCUUAUGCCAGUGAAACACCGUUUUAGCUCUCUCAAGGAUCGCACUGAGAAAGUUCUUUUGAGAGAAGAAUGACUGAAAUGAUAAAAUCUUAAGACAAACAUCUAUAAUGUGGGUCAUUUUCCAGCAGCCUAUUCAAGCUUAAUAUCCAUCUAACACUGCUUACUCACACUAUUACUACUCUGCAGGUGUCUUACUAAGACAACAUCCUCAGCACAUUCAAUGAAGUGCAGCCUGAGGAGCAUAAAUUCUGCCUCUCUUUGGAAAAAAAUGGAGCAUCCUGUGUGACUAAUGUGACUCUGCGUGUGUGUGUGUGGAGGCUGAUGAGAUGAAAGGUGAUCAUUAUGUAGCAAAAAUGUUGAUGCCAACAGACAGCACACCCACGCAGCGACGAACAAAAAACGAGACCUUCUGAAAAAAUCUUAAAUCCUGUUUCUGUGUCUGCAUAUUUUAUUUCUGUUGUGACAGUUCCAGAGUUGCUUUUACCAUUUUCAGUUUUGUUUUCUCAAAACUCGCCUCAUAACACAGCUCUGAGAGUGUAGUCCUUUGUCCCUUCUUUAGCUUAGUUCGCUACCAGCAAACCCUUCAGCAGAGCCACUGCCUUGCAGCAAGUCUAGUGUACCUUCACCAGAGCAGUGUAUAUUUAAAGUUAAACUACUUACUGGAAAGUCAUUGCAGAGCUGAUAACGUUUUGCUUUAUUCCUGUGGAUAGUUUAAUUUCAACCUGACGUUUUAUGACCUGGAUGAGUGCGAUGAACCUACACAGACAUUCUACCACAGCGGUUGAGUUCAGUUGUGCUUGUGUUCAGCCUCCUGUGCUUUUUUGAUGCCUUCAUGUUUCAUCCCAGUGGAGUGGAUAUCCAGCCUGGGGCUGAUGGACUGAAUUAAAAAAUGACUCAACACUGCCAAUAAGCAAUUAAAGGCGCUCAUUGGACAAUGUACAAAGAAAAAAAACGAGUGUAAAUGAACUGUACAGGAGAAGAACUGUGCCGUAAAUGGCCGUCAAUGUUUAUCCACACUGAGCCUGUAAAGAAGUGGAUGGAAAUGUUGUAAACAUAUUUAAUUCCACAGUGUCACCGAUGCUCAGAAGUAAACCCUGAAUAUGUGUUUAAUGUUUUUAUAUUCUCUAUAGUUUGGGCAUCGAGUGAAAGAGCAGCUAGAAAAGCGUAUCGUCUGUCCAGCAGAAGUUGUUGUGUAGUAUCGUUCUGUUUUGUUCGUCCAAACUUUUGUUUAAAGUCUUGAUACCGUAGCUUAUGAUGUUGUUAAUGAGAAUAACAAUGUCAGUUGCUGUUGGAGGUGAAGAGAACAGUGAUGGUGGUGAUUCUCAGGGGAAAGUCUAAAAUGUGCCAAAUUCAGAGGCUAAACUUCUCAAAGGAUAAGUUCACUUGUGUAGCCAUGCUAGCAGCUUUAGUGUUGGUCUGUCGGUUGGUUCGUCAUGCUGCAGAUGGAGAUUUUUAUUUUUCUAAAACUAUUAAAUGGACUAAGAUUAAAAUUGAUACAAAUGUUCAAAGGCUCCAGAGGAUGGAUAGUCUUGACACUGGUGAUGCUCUGACUUUCAAAAAUCAGUUCUACUAAAUAGUUACUGUGAUGGAUCAACACAAAAUUCACAGAUCCCAGACAAUGAUUUUUAUUAACACUCUGACUUUUUCUGUGGUGCUGUCAUAAGCUUAGCAUUAGUGCUUUUGAAUAAAACAUCUCAGCAACUAUUAGAUCAAUUUUCCAUGAAAUUGGAUUGAGACAUUCAUUCUCCCUUUGGGUUUAUUUGGAAUAACUUUGUAAUUCCUCUGCUUUUCAAUACUGAGUCAGAAUUGAACUUAUGUAACAAAUAACAGCAAAACUAAUAGGAUUCCCAUCAGCAUCACCACUUCAGUGCUAAUUAAAAAAUUAGCCUGGAGAGAAUCUAAAAUGAUGCAUGUUUUACCCGAUAUAACAUGGUAUUAUCAUUGUUACCAUGGUGACCACUGCCUUGCUGUGCCAAAUUCGUCUCAGAAAGCAGCUAACAUGGCUAUAUGUUUUAAGCAUGUCUUAAAAUCUAUUAAAUUUAUUGGCAUGUUGGUACAUUAUUACGCUAAAAAUCUGAACUUAUCUUUUAAAACUGAGGUGAAAAAGAAGCACCGUGUGCCACUUUAUACUUUAUGUAGCUCGUUCUUUCAGGAACUACUCUGAUUAAUAAAGACAACCAAAAAAAGUGAAGAUUAUGAUAAGGUAUUAAUGUAUUCUUGGUAAAAAGAAAAAAAGAUAAGUACCUUAUCACAGAGCAGAUUACAUUUUCCUGCUGCUUAUCAAGAUAACCUCUUUGCUAAAAUGUCUUUGGAAGAGAAGCUGAGAUAUAAAACGUGGGCCAAAUGAUGAUGUAUAGUGCAUUUCAGUAUGUAAAUUUCCACACUUGCCAUGUAUUUAUCUUGUACUGUAUUUGAGAGUGCAGCGAGUCCUCUCAGAUUCAUGGAAUCAUCAGUGAGCUGAUAUUACAUGUAUGCUAUGCUGUUUCAGUCAGAGACUAUUCAAUAGUGCAAUACGAUGUCUUCCUAAAAAUAUAAAAGAUGAUGAGUAGACUCUGCCUGGCACCAGCCUCGUUCGGUUGCUUUGAGUUGGGAGUUGUUUGCUUCAGGGGGACUAAAACUGCAUUGAUGUUUAAUGCUGCAUGAUGUGUGUGUGAAGUGUAAACAAAGCAAGUACCAGAUGACAAGAAGUGAACUCCCCGAUCAACAAAAUCCCCGGUUGUGCUGCUGAGAAAAAGGAAUUUAUAUCUCAUCUUGAUGCUAUUUCUGUGUUUACAUCGGGUUAUUUACAUACUAAUUGAAAUGGAUCCAUGUACUUUUUUUUUCAAAGCUGAUUAUUAUUCAAAGCCUGAGGAGAACAGUUCUAACUGCCUCAGAGAGAUGAAUAAAGUGUCUGAAGUUGAUGAAAAGAAAGUUGCCGUCAGUAUGUAGCAAAGUUACUUCAUGCUGUUGUCUAGACACUCGGUCCACGCUGCGUCCUGUGGUCUCUCCUUCUCUGUCUUGCACAUAUUUGUCGGGAUAGUCACAGAGAGAAACUUUGCAACGAAGCCAAGUCACGUCACCUAAAGACUGGAUAUCCAGAUCAUCGGUGCUGGAAGGAAGAACAUUUGAAUCCAUUCAGUUGCCUCAUUUGCCUUGAAUUUUGGUAAUUUUGUUGUGUCCAUCAGUCGUGGCGAAACAGAGCAGUCUGCUGUGAUGGAAAGUGAUUUUGCUACAUAAAAAAAAUCCAUCUCAAUGUAUUUAAUUUCGCUAUUUAGACUUACAGUCUUAUUUAAAGUGACCAAAGUGUGUCUGUGGGGUGAAAUAAUUCAUUGUUUGGUCAGUUGAGGAUGCAGAAGCUCUAAAUCUAACUGACACAUUAGAUGCAUGCAAAGUUUCUUACACAGAGCCAAGAUUAACAUCCAUUUGAACUCUUGGUUCUGGCCACCCAGCAAAUUUAAACUUGCUUUGGUCUUCACCAACUACUGAAGGACAUGUUUGUUUCUUACAUGCUCACAUGUUUACAUGUUUAUAUGCUAGUUGCAGUCCUGCUCCAUCUGCUAUUUGAUGCUGGGCAUUUGGCGUACAAGAAGUCAUUUUCUUUUGCUGAUAACUGCCGUGUGCUCCUGGAAAUAAUGCUGAUGAAUCAACUGAAAAUGAACUAUUACAACAGAGAUGCAAAUGGUCUGUAAAACCCAAAAAAAAUCCACUUUUGACUUUUCUCCUAUUGGAAACCUUCUUUCGUACUGUCUUACCAUGAAAGGAUGAAAUCAAUUUUUGGGAGAUUUGUGUGUGACAUCCACAUUAACUCCACUUCUGCUCUAAAUGCCUGAAAUGAGGCAGUUAAACUAAUGCUCAAAACCUGAUGUUAGACCGGCUAAUCAAAGUUAAUCCGACAAGUAACUUGAUGCUAAAGUUCCAGUUUAAGUGUUUGCCCUUUGGAUCAGUCGUUCAAGUUUAAGUAACAGUUUUCUGGGUGUUUAGUUUCGGAUCACUAGCAGUCAAACCACAUCCUAACCACGGAAGCUGAUCAGGUUCUGUAAACACUACGGUCUUCCACUAACCAAAACAUUUUGUGUGACUAAUGUAAAAUUGUUCGUUAGGUAUCAAUUUGUCUUUAUUCAGUUCAUUUUAUAGCCUGAACGUUUGAGGAAGUUAUUAGAAAGAUAAAUGUUUCCUUUGCAGAAUAUUUUUCCAAUUUACAAGAAAAUUAUAGUAAAAGAAGAAGCAUCAAUUAUGAGCAUAAUGAUACCUUAAACUAGCAUGACUAAACAUCAUUAUUUGUUUGAUGGUCCAGUUUGUAAUGUACCAACAUAUGUAAAGACAAGUAUUACUAGUUUACUUUGAUAAUGGCACAUUUACUGUUUCUUACCACAUUUUGGGGUGUUUAUUUAAGUUGGAGAAACAGUGCAGAUAUCCUUGGAAAAUUUAAGUCAUGCCACAUCUAAUAAUAUUUUUGAUUUUAAUUGCAGCCUAUGCCUACUUGCAAAACCCCUGUGCACUAACUGCCCUGAACUAAAAUGCAGGCAAACGUGUUAGCAGCUCCUUCAGGUGUUGUUGGAGAUGAAAGCAGGUCUAGAAGAGACACUGGAAGGAAUAUUGGACUUCAAUUCAUCAAGUGGAAUGAAACAACUCCAAAUUAAAGCUGCAAGAAGCAUUGAGCUGGUCCUUGCAUCUUUGCUGGUCAGUGAAUCCAAGCAUGUCCACCAGGUGGCGCUGCGACUGAGAGUGUAUUUCAGCCUAUGUAUCUGGUGAAGGCCGGACUAUGACCCCACAUGUAAUGUUUCAGGCAGAUUGGAGCAUGUAUGCGCUAUUUAGAAACCACUUCCUGUCCAUCCACCAGGUGGCGCUAUGACUGUGAUUGUAUAGUGCCCCAUGGAUGUCAUCAGGGCCGGACUCUGAACACACAAGUCUGAGGCAGAUUGGAGCAUGUACAGGCCAGUUACAUCACUUUUGAAGAUGGAAAACAGGAAGAGCAGGGGUGGUAUGGAGAAGGCUAGAAUAAAAAGAGGAAAGUUCUGGAAAAAGACGCAGCCGAACGUGCAGAAACUGGAAACAUUUUCACUAAAGCUUGCGUUUUCAAACGACAAAUGAGGACAAGGAAACGGAUACGGACUUUGUUGAACUUUGCAAACCACCGUUCAAGUUAAUUAUUAAAUCAAUUAAUUGUGUGUCAUUGUGGCGUAAAACACAACGUUAUAUAAUUUAAAUAAUAGUAUGAUGCGACCACAUAACUGGGAAACUUUGUCCUGCAGCGCCUCAGAGUCAGAAGAAAGAUCCAGAACCAAGCAGCAGCCAAGACCCCACUAGUCCAGAAUGGGAGGUAGGAUUGUUCAUUGAGUGAAUAAUAUUAGAAUGAAUAUAAUGAAGAGUCUGGUGUAGACCUGCCCUAUAUGAGAAGAGCCCUAAAAUGAGAGAUGAUUCAUCGAAAGAUAACUUUAUUGUGCGCCUCUGUCGUCACUUAGUUACGCCCGCCUUCUGACUCUACACUUCAUGGUGAUUCGUCCGGCCAGUUUUAGGAGAAUCCAGCCUCGAGCCUUAUGGAGGGUAACUAGACCCUCCCUGGCAGAGAAUCAAAUUCGUUGCCGUGGGUUGUCUAGCGCGGCUAGGCGAGCAAUCUCUGACCUUAAGGAGGAACUGCGACUUUCACUCUGUAAUGAGACGGCGGUUAUUUUAAAGACCGAGCUCCUGGCAGCUUUGAGUGAAAAUUUAACAUCCAUCAAAAAGGAACUGUAGACAGUGAAAUCUGAGCUGUCGGUCAGUAUUUCAAACAUCAAGUCCGACCCUACACCAUCUAUGGAUGUCUCUGCUCCAUGCAUGGCACGAGCAGUUUUGCUGUCCUAUUUGGAACAGAGCCCCCCCCCCCCCCCCCCCCCCCCCCCCCGUGGGUUGGUGAAGGAUGGAUAAGCUUGUCUGGCAAUACGGGAGCAACCAUAUCCCAUAGUGAGACAUCGAACGGAAUAUUAUGAAAGAGAACUUUAGGUUAUUUACAUAACCCCGGUUCUCUGAGUCAUUUGAGUGAGAUGUGUCACCAGACAACCCUUCUUGCUCGGGCGAAUGAGAAGAGGCGCUUAUCUUGAAUGACAUGGUGCCGUCCACAUGAGCUAUUUAAGGUAGGUGGGACUACCUGUGGCGGACGGACACGUUUCACCAGGCAAUCAGGAUUGGCGUAAUGAGAUUAAUGCUUCUGAGGUCUGCCGCAGGGGCGUGCAUCCCAUAGUGAGACAUCGAACGGAAUAUUAUAAAAGAGAACUAUUCUUUAUUUAUGAGCAUUAGAUAUCUGUGAAAACUAAUUUGCUUGAUAUUUGAUAUUGCAAAAAAGGACAUUGUGAUGAUGUAAAGAAUCGUGUUGGAGGUUAGCCCUUUAACUGAUGUUCUCAUAUUUCUGAAAUUUAAAUUGUGAUGGUACUGUUUCCUUACAGAGGAAAAAGAAAUGAUAGUGUUUUUAGAAAGUGCAACACCUUUUACUUUAUUUUUUAAAUUUAAUAUUUUUAUUUCUUCUUUUAUUUCAGUUUUAAGGUUUGGAUAUCCUCGAACACUUUAUUGAACAGAAUAUAGAUUCUGAUAUUGUUGUAAAGAAUAAUGUUGGAGAUGUGCACUCAUGUUGGAAUAAAGCCACAUUGUGAAGCAACCAUUA